CUGAGGUCUGAUUUCACUUGCUCACUGUUGCUGUGUUUUUUUUCCCCUGUUUCAGCUCAGAAUUUGCAGAAGUCAUGGCUGAAAAAAUUGUGCUGCAUUAUUUCAAUGGCAGAGGCAAAAUGGAAUCAAUCCGCUGGCUUUUGGGAGCAGCAGAUGUGGAUUUUGACGAGGUCUUUCUGACAACACGCGAACAGUACGAGAAACUCCUCAGCGAUGGAGAUCUCAUGUUUCAGCAGGUUCCAAUGGUGGAAAUUGACGGCAUGAAGCUCAUUCAGACAAAGGCCAUCUAUAAAUACAUAGCAGAGAAGUACAAGCUUCAUGGGAAUGAUCCCAAAGAGCGAGUCAUCAUCGACAUGUACUCAGAGGGCUUGAUGGAUCUCAUGGAGAUGAUAAUGAUACUGCCUUUUACCGCAGAUGUGAAGGCAAAACUGGACAAUAUUGAGAGCAAAGCAAAGGAGCGCUACCUUCCUGUGUUUGAAAAGGCACUGUGUGAGAAAGUUCACCUGGUGGGCGGUAGACUGACCUGUGCAGAUGUGCUCCUGUGUGAGUGCACAAUGAUGCUGGAGGAGAAAUUUCCUGGAAUCUUGGCUGAUUUUCGCAACAUCAAGGCUUUCCAGGGCAGGAUGACCCAGCUGCCCGCAAUCAAGAAAUUCCUUUCACCUGGGAGCAAGAGGAAGCCGCAGGUAGAUGAAGAGAUGUUGAAGACCGUCGAAAAAGUCUUCAAGAUAAAAUUUCCUUUGCCAUGAAACCUAUGAUUGUCAUUAUGCACCAUGUAGAAGACGUAGACCAGCUGUAGUUUGUGCUCGGUGAAAAAUUCACAAAAAGAAACAAAUCGAUUAUGUGCAUGACUCAAAUGUACUCAGAUUAUAUGAUUUAAGAUUUUACAAAAUAAAUUCUUACUGUGGCAACCCC
This is a messenger RNA of Thalassophryne amazonica, 912 nucleotides long. Its product is annotated as glutathione S-transferase alpha I-like. Bases 75 to 746 code for a protein of 223 amino acids. The transcript has 6 exons. Gene Ontology annotation, molecular function: glutathione transferase activity. Gene Ontology annotation, biological process: glutathione metabolic process. The record is from RefSeq and is a predicted model, not a curated record. Lineage: Eukaryota; Metazoa; Chordata; Actinopteri; Batrachoidiformes; Batrachoididae.